Medioppia subpectinata is the source of this 633-nucleotide messenger RNA. Lineage: Eukaryota; Metazoa; Arthropoda; Arachnida; Sarcoptiformes; Oppiidae. The record is from the annotation of a GenBank genome assembly.
GAACUGCAAUACGCUUACUGUGAGAACAUAGACGACGGCCGGGGAUACACGUCCGGAAGGGCCGGAUUCUGUACGGGAACGGGAGAUGCGGUGAUUGUGGUCAGGAAAUACACGGCUAAAAAGCCGAACAACCCGUUGGCUAAGUAUCUGAAAGAGAUGGAGAGAUUGGCCAAAGAGGAGAGCGACGACACGAGUAAAUUAGGCGGUUAUGUAAAGGCCUGGAAAGAGGCGGCGAAGGACUCGGAGUUCAGAAAAGUUCAGGACGAGGUGUCCGACGAUCUGUACUACAAGCCAGCGAUGGCAUUGGCGAAGAAGUACGGCGUGAAGACACCAUUGGCUGAAUGCGCUCUCUAUGACUGCAUUAUACAACACGGAGACGGAGACGACGGCGACUCCAUUAACGCCAUACUCAAGAAGACGGGACACGUGUCGGGCGAUGAGAAGGAGUGGCUGAAGAAGUUCCUGAAGAACAGACGCGCCGACCUCAUGGACCCCGAAGAUCCCGACACACGAGACGAGUGGAGACAAUCCGUGGAUCGGGUCGACGCCAUGACCACCAUUUUGAAAGAUGACAAUAUGGAUCUGGACGGACCCAUUAAAAUACAUACACCCAACCACGAUGCCACCAUUCCU